AUGCAUCGUUACACCACUUUCCCGAACCUCUGCAUUGCUGCAACGCCAACCCCCGAUCCUGGGCUGCCUACGCAUCGCUUGGUGGAGCUUCGAAUCCCCAGUGAUACCCCAAAGGAAUCUAUCCUCGUCUCGUGGUCACAGAUAUUGAGGGGCUACGCACCCGGGGAUAAUGUGGUGUUUCGAGUCGAAGACGAAGUCGUUAAUGUUGAUUUCCUGACCGGCGAUGUGGAGUACAUUCCUGGGGAAAAUAUCCAAGUUGGGGAACAGGAAGGCGCUUUACGGGGAUGUACCGGUAUUUACUUCCAAACUGUUGAAGCUACACGACUGCCCGAUGUGUAUUUGGUAUUAAACUUCUCAAGGUCGAUCAUUUCCAUUUUCGCUUCCAAGGCGAUCGUUCCCCUUCGGCACCUGCAAUCACUCGCUUCACAACUUCUCCGGGUUCUAUCGGGAAACACCACUUCACCCUUGGAGCAGCUUGCCAAGCUCAGUGUCAAUGCGCAGAGUGCGGAGGCUUUUGCUACACUCGGGAACGGCGACUAUGAGUCAUUUGGCGAGCUAUCGGUUCUGAACCCUCACCCUCAAAAGUUGGCCGGGCCCGAGCUAUUGCACGAACUCAUAUCUCCAGCACAUUGUGACUGCAAAGCCUUGGAUUUUAUGUAUGCAGACGGAGAAGCAAGAAAGAGUCAUACGUAUGAGCAGCUCGACUCUCUUUCAACCCAAUUUGCCCUUCGUCUUCUCGAGUACCUACCCCAUGGCAAAACCGGACAUGCUAUUCCGGUCUUGCUUCCACAGUCGCCGGAACUAUAUAUCGCCUUGAUCGGUGUCUUAAAAGCUGGUGCAGCGUUCGUGCCACUAAACCUUGACGCCCCAGCAGAGCGAAUUCGCUUCGUUGUUGGAGAUGUGAAAGCAAGCGUUAUUGUUACCGCGUCGUCGUUCUCCAACAUUUUUACAUGGGAAAAAUGUCCGCCAACUAUCCUCGCUGAUAGCGACGUAACAACGGCUCCAGAAGAGCUCAUGCUAUCUUCGAACAUCAACCCCAAUGGACCAGCGUAUAUUAUGUACACCUCCGGCUCCACUGGUACUCCAAAAGGCGUCAUAAUCUCUCACUCAGCAGCUACCCAAUCCCUCCUUGCCCAUGAGGAACACAUUCCAUUGUUCGAACGAUUCCUUCAGUUUGCCGCGCCUACAUUCGAUGUUUUUGUCUUUGAAAUGUUUUUCCCAUUAUUCCGCGGAAAGACCCUUGUUGGUUGUGACCGGGGGAGGCUCCUUGCGGAUCUUCCUGGAGUGAUCAACAUGCUCGAUGUAGACGGAGCGGAGCUGACACCAACGGUUGCGGGCGGGCUUAUUAUUGAGCGAGACAAAGUGCCCGGGCUAAAGGUGUUACUUACAAUUGGUGAGAUGUUGACCCGCCAGGUCGUGGACCAGUUCGGCAGUGACGUGCUGCAGGGUAUGUAUGGGCCCACUGAGGCGGCAAUACAUUGUUCCCUUGCAAUCGGCUUUGAGAAGAGCUGGAAGAUUGGGGAUAUUGGAGUACCGUUUAAAACAGUUUCUGCCUUCAUUCUUUCUGCAACUACAUCCGACCUAGAGGUUUUACCCCUCGGUUGGGUUGGCGAGCUCGCGGUUGGGGGAUACCAACUUGCUGAUGGAUAUUUGAAUCGUCCAGAAUUAACGAAGGAAGUUUUUAUCGAUUCAAAAGAAUACGGUAGACUUUAUCGCACAGGAGAUCUUGCAAGGAUAUUAUCGAGCGGAAGGAUUGAGUGCCUUGGUAGAGUUGGAGCUGGUCAGGUUAAGCUUCGAGGCCAAAGGAUAGAACUAGCAGAGAUAGAAGAGGUUGUGUUGAGAACACCAGGCGUUAAAGGUGCUGUUGCGAGUGUAUUGAGGGGCAGGGUGGUUGUCUAUGCUGGAGGUGGAGUGGAGCGGGAAGCUGUAUAUGAUGUUUGUAGGAAGUGGCUCCCGGGAUUCAUGGUGCCCAGUGAUCUUGUGGUCCUCAACGAAUUACCACGAUUACCUUCUGGUAAGGCUGAUCGGAAGAAACUGGAUAAGCAAUACUUGGAGACAUCUCAAGCACCUGCCGCGGAGAAUGGUGCCGAGGGGCUCAACGAUAUGAACCAAAUAGUCUUUGAUAGUGUCGAGGAAUUAUUAGGUCACAAGCCGUCUAGGAAGGGCAGCCUGGGAGCGAUGGGACUCGAUUCAAUACAAGCUAUUCGUCUAGUAUCAGUCUUACGAUCGCAAGGCUUUACUAUCGAGGUAAUUGAUGUUCUACGGGCUGAUUGCAAUAUUACCACGGCCAGAUUUCCUAUGCUUAUUCUGAGAACGGGUUUUGUAACCGUUGAUGAUGGGUUCGCGCAAGUCGUUUGGAAAUCAUCUAGGGCUGGACAGUUUUCCCUUGCGAACGAAGUUCGGUCAUCGUGGGAAGUGCCGUCGAUUGAGCAGCUUAUUGAACCGCCUUUUGCAGCCUUCUUGGUUAAGAGCACAGAUGUUUGGCAGUUAAGCAUACACCUGCAUCACGCUGUUUACGAUGGUUGGUGUUGGGAACAAGUGCUCUCUGACUUCUCCUUUCAGUUAAGCGGGGGUGCCAAAUUACCCAUCCGACCACAAUACCGAGAUAUGGUUCAAUACGAACUAUCAAGAAGUAGGGAGUCAAAGGGAGUAUCUGAGGGGUUUUGGAAAGACUUUUUAGACGGGGCCCCCAAUUCGAGACUACCUUGCUUCCAUGGGCAUACUGCUGCUCUUUCUGGCGUCUUCACAGAGAUGAUUAACUUACGAAGUUCCCGUUCGGAAUAUGAGGCCUCGGCAAGGAGGAUGGGGGUUAGUCCGCAAACACUCAUCCAAGUGGCUUGGGGUUAUCUGUUGAGUCUCUACAUGGGAUCUCGGGAUGUUGUUUUUGGGACAGUAGUCUCGGGAAGAACAGUGGCUCUACCCGGCGUUGAGGAUAUUUUGGGACCAACCAUUCUCACGCUACCGCUCAGAGUGAAAAUAAGGCGCGAAAGCACUACGGAGGAUAUUGUUCGAGAUGUCCAUGGGAGUAAUCGGCUGAUAUUGGAGCAUUCCGGGCUUCCACUGAGAGAGAUUAGGAAGAUUUGCGAAAUUGAAGGAAUACAGUUCGACUCAUUACUUGUGUGGCAACAAACACUGAAGACGGAGGGGGAUCCCGAAUUAGUAAGACAGUUUCCUUUGCUACUAGAAAUCGAACCCAGCCAGGAUGUUAUCCAAAUCAGGGCGACAUACCAGCACGCGGUGCUACCGCACUCACAAAUUAAGCUUUUGCUAAGACAGUUAGACCAACUUGUGCCUGGGAUUAUUUCUCAACCUGCGGGCAAGCUGGAUAACCUAUUGGAUUCCUUGGACGAAGAUAUUCUCGCAAUUGAGAACCCGUAUCCAACACCGGCUGCAGAUACUGAAGUAGCUUCUCUUGCAGAACUUGUUGAGCUCUCUUCGGUGAUGAGACCUAGAGCUAUUGCACUUGAUUACGCAAAAAACAUUGCCAAUGGUACAUCCGACUCAAUAAGGCUCACGUAUGCCGAGCUCAACACACAUGCAAACAAACUCGCUCACCAUCUAAUCUCACUGGGCGCCAUUGCCGACGACCUUGUCUGUGUGUGCAUGGAAAAGUCACCCGAGAUGUAUAUAACCAUAUUGGCGGUUCUCAAGGCAGGCGCAGGUUACCUCCCACUCACACCAGAAACUCCAAAGGAGCGGAUGAGACAGAUUUUGGAAAAUUCCCGGGUGGUGCCGGUGGAUGCUACAGAUAUCGACGAAUACACUGAUAGCAAUCCCGGUAUGGCCCGAAGUGGUGAUGCAUUAGCAUACGCUGUGUUCACUUCUGGAAGUACGGGUGCGCCGAAGGGGGUGCUAGUUACUAACGCGAAUAUCGUAGAUAAUCUCCUGGUUUUGAAAGGGUUGUAUCCCACCAAUGAAUGGUCUAAGCUUCUGCAGUUUUGCUCAAUUGGCUUUGAUGUAUCUGUUUUCGAGAUCUUUUAUGCAUGGACCAUGGGAAUUUGCCUAUGUUCUGGAACAAAGGAUGUACUACUCCGCGAUAUUGAGGGUGUAAUCAAUACGAUGGGAAUCACGCACUUGAGCAUGACGCCAACAGUUGCCGCACUAGUCAGUCCUGAGAACGUGCCAGGAGUGGAGUUCUUGGUGGUGGCAGGGGAGGCUUUAACGCCUAAAGUUUAUAAUGAUUGGGCAGGAAAGGGACUUUUCCAAGGGUAUGGGCCAAGCGAAACCGUGAACAUAUGCACCGUAAGACCGAAUGUACGAGGGAUCGACCAUAUCAAUAAUAUUGGGACACCGUUCACGAACACUUCCGCAUUCGUGCUUGUAGAUUUUGAAGAGGAAUUUAGAGUGUUACCAUUGGGAGGAAUCGGGGAGCUUUGUUUCGGGGGCGCUCAAGUGGGGCGCGGAUACCUGAAUAUGCCCGAACUCACAAGCCGCAAAUUUAUUUCCCAUGUCAAAUAUGGCAGAGUAUACAGGUCCGGCGAUAUCGGAAGGAUGCUGCCUAAUGGUUCACUCGAGUUCGUCGGACGGCAGGACGGCCAAGUCAAAAUUAGAGGUCAGAGAAUCGAGCUUGGGGAAAUAGCCUCGGCUUUACUUCGAUCAAAAAAGGUUAUCGACGCAGUGGCAACCCCGGUCCGAAGAGGGCCACAAGGUGCCUAUCAGCUCAUCGCUUUUGUCGUUCCACAUGGAUUGGAGAGUUCAGAGUUUUCGGCAAUACAGAAUAAUGAAGGGGCAAAGAAGUUAGUUGCGGAGCUUUUCCAACACUUGACAAACUUCCUUCCGCCGUAUAUGGUUCCGCCUGCUAUAAUCCCGUUGACUGCGCUGCCAAUGACGGCCCAAGGCAAGAUCGAUACAAAGCUACUGCAGUCUACGUACUUUACACUUGACAGCGAAGUUGCAGAAUCCUAUACGCCGGAAUCUUCGUCUGGGGUGGAUGAGCAAGAAUGGACAGCGCUAGAACGCGAUGUUGCAAAAGCUAUCGCUGAGGUCGCAGGAGUGGCGCCUAGAGAGGUCAGGCGAGCAACAUCCAUAUUCAGACUGGGACUUGACUCAAUAUCAGUUAUCCAAUUAUGCAGCCGUCUCACAAAAGCGGGAUAUAUCAGACUGGACGUUUCCCAGAUUAUGCGGAACCCGGGUCCCGCUACUAGCGUUCAGAUGAUUCUUCCUUGCACCCCGCUGCAAGAGGCGAUGCUUACCCGGGAUGGGGAUGCGGACUUGAGUUUGCAGACAUCCCUCUUAGCCCUUGGGCAGGCAGCUUGGGCACGGCUACUUUCGGUAUACACUGGCGAAACCGAUGUUUGCUUCGGUAAUGUGGUCAGCGGGCGAACUAUUCCCGUCGAGGGGGUUGAAGAUAUUAUUGCCCCAUGCUUCAAUACCGUGCCUAUCCGAGUUCAAGUUUCACCUGACUCAACGAAUUGGAAUAUCACGAACAGGCUGCAAUUGGUUAAUGCAGAGUUGCUACCAUUUCAACUCACCCCAGGUUGUUCGAUACUCUAUUCAUUCUUCAACAUGCCAGUCGGCCGCCCGAUAUCGAAGAACUACCUGGAUUUCUCUAUUGUAGUGGAGCUUGUGCCGUCUCGGAACACGGACACUCUGGAUAUUACGCUUCACUUCCGGAGAGAUAUAUUGUUAGAAGAGCAUGCAGAUGUUCUCGUAAGACAGUUAGAUUGUGCUAUUGUCUCUUCUCUUAGCCACCCGUCUGGUUCUGCUGCGGAUUUUACGUCUUUCGGCCAAAGUUAUCUUUCUUAUGCAAAUUGUGUACCAGUCAACACCCACGAUGAGCGGAGCCUGGGCCUGUUACACUCUGAAUUCGAGCGUCAUGCCGAAGAGAGCCCAUCACGUAAUUCCCUGGAAUAUCUUAAUAAGGACGGCGAGAUUGCUGCCUGGACAUUCGAAAUGCUCAAUCAAGCCGCUAACCGGGUUGCACACUACCUAAUUUGCAAAGGAGUGAAGAGAGACGAUGCGGUACCGUUAUGUCUGGAAAAAUCUCCUAUAUUUUAUAUUUGCGUUCUGGGCGUAUUGAAAGCCGGUUCUGCUUUCACCCCAAUUGACCCCAGCUUGCCGGAACAACGGAAGCGAUUUAUGAUUGAGGAACUUGAGCUUUUGGAUAUCGCGAGUGAGGAUCUAUCAUCUUGGCCAAAUUCGAACCCUAUGAUCGAAGAUCUCAAGGAAAAUUGCUUGGCAUAUCGAAUUUAUACCUCCGGAUCAACAGGAAAGCCCAAGGCUGUAUCAUUGGAGAUCGGCAGUGCAGUCCACACGCUCCAUGCUUCCAAACCUAUCAUCCCAUGGAGAGAAGACUCGAGAUUGCUACAGUUUGCCGCCACAACAUUUGAUAUGUGCUAUUACGACUGUUUCAUGGCGUGGACUUAUGGGUUUACUCUCUGCUCCGCGGACAAGAGCUACUUGCUUGGUGAUUUGGAAGGAACGAUCAAGAGAAUGGGAGCUACGAUGUUGGACUUGACUCCCACUGUGGCAUCAACUCUACAUGCAGAGAAUUUGCCGGGCGUUGAAUUACUUUAUUGCAUUGGAGAGGCCAUGCCUCAGAAUCUUGUUAGUGAUUGGGAUGGGCGCUGCGCUAAUUCCUAUGGGCCUACCGAGGCGGCAAUGUGUUGCACGAUCGUUCCCACUAAUAAAAAAAUUAAGUCUUCGAAUAUCGGCAAGCCAUUCGACACUGUGAGCUUCCGUGUGCUCACCAAGGAUGGGAGAUCAAUGGUCCCAAUCUUUGGGAGCGGCGAGCUAUGUAUUGGGGGUCCUCAGGUUGCGCGCGAAUAUCAUAACAACCCGGAACUCACGGCAAACAGAUUUAUCAACUUUGAAGGAAGUCGAAUCUACCGGACCGGUGACCUAGUUCGUCAGCUGGGGGAUGGAAGUUUUGUGUUCAUUGGGCGCACGGAUGACCAGGUCAAGAUUCGGGGACUCCGUGUGGAGUUGGACGAGAUCAAUUCCGUGCUCAGGAGCGCACAUGACAGAGUUAGAGAUGCUACGACUAUAGUCACGAAGCACAGCGGCGACUCCAAGGAGCAACUUGUGUCAUUCCUUUCGCUGGAAGACCGAAAGCAACAUGGGACGAGUGUGAGUGUUCUCAAGGUCGAUUCACAAUUGGACGGAAUUAUGAUAGCGUCCCGCGAUGCCGUGAUAGCCAAGCUCCCCCGAUAUAUGGUUCCCGGAGUUAUCUUGAUCAUAGAUCACAUUCCGCUUUCAGCAGCCGGCAAGAUUGACAAGAGGUCUUUAGUAGCGUUAUUUAAAGAGCAGAAUGUCCGGUCCCUCACCUCUAGAUUUAUUGAUGCAGACGAUGGUACUCAAUGGACUGAAAACGAGGCAAAGGCCAGAGAGGCCUUUUCAAAAAUAUCGCGAGUGCCAGUCGAGCAGAUUUCACGGUCUUCCACGAUUUACGAGAUCGGACUUGACAGUAUCAGUGCUUCACAGGUUGCCAUGGAGUUGAAGAAGGUUGGGCUGCAGGUUUCCGUGAUUGAUAUAUUGGAAAGACCCUCUAUUACUUCACUUUCUCCUAAGCUGAAACCUAUCACCAGAGUUUGUGGGAUGCUUUCCCAAUUUUUGCGGUCCAAAGGGAAGUUAUAUUUUAACCAUAUCGUAUUCGAGCUUUCGGAAGAUAUCGAUCUACUAAGACUGCGGGAUUCCUGGGAUGUUCUUAUCACAGACCAGAAAGGCGAGAAGACCUCUAUCGCGCUCAAAGAUCUCUCCCUGCCAUCAUGGAAUCUCACUCUACUCCAAAGAUCUUCCGGGAAUCAUCUCCUCAUGUUAUCCGCACACCACGCGUUAUACGAUGCGCAUUCCCUAGCAGUUAUUCUUCACAGCGUUGCUCGUCAAUACGCCAGGAGAGAUUAUUCCUUAUCGCACAAGUUUUCACGUGCCCUUAGCGAGAUUGUGAAACAUACCACGGAUAGUAAGAUUAUAUCGGACGAUCAGGAAUUCUGGAAAAAGCAUUUGGACGGCUGCACAAUCUCUCGGUUUCCGAAUCUGUCCCCCAUCAGAGUUAAGAGCACCGCGAGCCAUGUAUCUUCUAUCGACGCAAAUUGGAGUUUAUCGAAUAUUCAAAAGGCGUGUAGGCAAUUAGGGAUAUCGGUGCAUGCGGCUGGGCAAGCAGCCUGGGCCAGGAUUUUGUCAGCAUAUUCAGGAGAGACCAGUGUGGCAAUGGGUGUUGUAAUUUCGGGAAGAUCCGGGAUUAGUGAUUCCGAGGAUCUUGCGUUUCCUUGUAUCGCGACCCUCCCGUCACUAUGCGUGUUGACAGGAAGCAAUCAGGAACUUGCGUUCAACAUUCAGAAUAGCAAUUCCCAAAUGCUCAAACAUCAACAUACGCCGCUUCGAUCGAUACAGAAGUUGCUGGGUCAUACUGAACUGUCUCUGUUCGACACGAUUUUCGUAUAUCAAAAGGGUGAAGUCCGUCAGAAUGAGGUUGAUUUUGCCUGGAAGGUAGUACAAGAAGAUGUAUCUGUCGAUUACUCGAUAUCUCUGGAGCUAGAACCUACUGCAGACGAUUCUUUACUUAUCCGCGCUACAUGCAAGGACAAUAUCAUGCCACCAGAGCAGACAGAAUUAUUGCUCCGUCAGUUCCAGGCGGCCUUGAUCGACAUAUUAGAAUCGCCCGAUAGCCCCAGCACUGACUUUUACAGAUUCCCUAAGGAAGCCCUCUCAUAUACCCCUGCGAGGGAGGACGAAAUCUCCACCGAUACCCAUCUUCUCCACAAAUUUGUGGAGAAGCAUCGUCAACUCGUUCCGGACAAAGUUGCAUAUGACAAAGUAGAUGCAGAGAUUGCCAGCAUGCAAAGCAGCGUCGCAAUUAGGACGGCCUCCACAGAGACUCCCGAAAUCCCAGAUCUCAAGCCUAGCGACCUAUGCUAUUGCCUCUAUACCUCGGGCACAACUGGAACACCGAAAGGCUGCGAACUAACGCACGAGAACGCCGUUCAGGCCAUGCUUGCCUUCCAGCGCCUAUUCAGCCCCCAUUGGGACUCCGAAUCCCGUUUCCUCCAGUUCGCGUCUUUCCACUUCGACGUUAGUGUUCUGGAGCAGUUUUGGAGUUGGAGCGUGGGUAUUUGCGUGACGUCUGCUCCUCGAGAUCUUAUCUUCCAAGACCUUGCGCUUACUAUUCGGGAGUUACGGAUAACACAUUUGGAUCUUACGCCGAGUCUUGCUUCGCUGAUUAAGCCCGAAGAUGCACCGUUGUUGUGUAAAGGUGUGUUUAUCACCGGGGGUGAGCAACUUAAGCAAGAGAUUUUGGAUGCUUGGGGAGAGGAGGGGUGUAUUUACAAUGGAUAUGGGCCGACUGAGGUUACAAUCGGGUGCACAAUGUACCCUAGAGUCCCAGCAGGCGGAAAGCCGUCAAAUAUUGGGCGACAAUUCGACAAUGUUGGGUCGUUUGUUUUGGCUCCAGGCACCGACAAACCAGUUCCUCGCGGUGCCAUCGGGGAGCUCUGUGUCUCGGGAAAGCUGGUGGGACGCGGAUAUCUGAAUCGUCCCUCACUUACCGAAGAAAAAUUCCCGUACCUCGAAUCCCUAGGCACUAGGGUAUACCGCACCGGUGAUUUGGUCCGUCUCUUCCAUGACGGCACAUUUGACUUCGCAGGGAGAGCGGAUGACCAAGUCAAACUUCGCGGGCAGCGAUUGGAAAUCAGUGAAAUUAACGAGACUCUCAAACAGGCGACCGUUCACGCCCGGGGUGUGGCGACUCUGGUCUUGAGGCAUCCAAAGCAGCAGAAAGACCAACUUGUGUCGUUCAUCGAGUUAGAAACUAGAGGGCGCGUAAAUCGUUCCGAUAUCAAAGUUCUUGAUGACCCAGAACAAUACUCUCAGGUCGUCACUAUCUUAGCAGAUGCGUGCAGACGCAACCUGCCUGUGUAUAUGGUCCCCACUCACUUCUUGCCUGUUUCUGCGAUCCCACUCUCGGUAAAUAACAAAGUUGACAGCAAGAGACUUAAGAUACUCUAUCAUGAAACAUCACUCGAGACACUUCAGCGGAUUUCGAAAAGGGAGGAUGCAGAAGAUGGGAGUUGGUCUGAGGUUGAGGAACGGCUAAGAGUUGUGCUCGCUGAUGUUACUUCCCUUAAGGCCUCUGAUAUCAAGCGGUCUUCCACAAUUUUCGAGCUUGGUUUGGACUCUAGGGUUGGUUUUGUUGCGGCGUCCGUUUCGAUUAUUAUGCAGUACCCAGUCCUAUCCCAGCUAGCUUCGGAACUAGGCAAAGGAGACGUCAGCACUUCACAAGAUUUCUCCAUUACUGAAUCUAUGAAACAGAACUUAUUAGCAUUUGCCAACAGGAACACGUUUGAGGUUUACGAACAACUUUCCCUAAGCCCCGGCGAUGUCGAGUCGAUUGCACCAUGCACAGCACUCCAAGAGGGGAUGAUCGCUAGAUUCCUUGAUUCCGGAAAGCCACUUUACUAUAAUUCUUUCCCGAUGGUGAUAGGCUCGCCAAAUAAAAUUGGUAGAAUUCGCAACGCAUGGACUCAGGUAAUACGCUCAACGGGAGUGCUGCGUACUUGCUUCUGCGAGACUCCGGAUGGGUAUGCUCAGGUGGUCCUUAAGAAUCCUGAGAUGCAGUGGGAAGAAAUAUCAACAUCCGAUAACACUGCUCAAAUCACUAUCCUAGAUAAGUUGGCCAGGCACGCGGAUUUAAAUAGGGACUUGCAUAAGGUACCGCUUUAUCUUCUCGUUGUGGAAACCCCAAAGAGGACAAUACUUGUUCUUAAUAUCUUCCAUGCACUUUACGACGGGAGCAGCUUGCCAUUGAUUCUCCAGGAUGUCCAGAUGGCUUAUCAUGGCCAGUACGAACCAAGACCUCAUCAAUUCGUUGAUAUUGUCGGACAUCUACUUUCGGUCGAUAGCGCAAAAGCGCGUACAUUCUGGGAGAAGACACUCGCUGAAGUCACCCCCUGCGGCUUUCCCGAAGCCCCCGGGGUGCCCGACGAUGCUGACCAUGUGGUGCAGCUCGCUUCCAAAACUAGUAUCACAAGUGUCGAAACUAUCUGUAAAAGGAUUGGAUGCACUCCUCAAGCUGUAUACCAAGCUGCGUGGGCAAGUGUGCUGUCAGGAUAUAUAGGACCGAGACCGGUCUUUGGGCUUGUUGUUUCUGGUCGCUCUAUUCCAUUAGAGAACAUUGAACAAACUAUCGGGCCACUUUUCAACACUAUUCCAUCCACACUGAAUCUCGAAAGCGCGCUAUCGUGGGAAGAACUAAUUAGGGAAGCCCACCGCUUCUAUUCAGAAUCUAUUCCGUAUCAUCAUACGCCUCUGCGCCUCAUCAAUAAGUGGAUGCGAGCAACGGCACAGAGGCCACUAUUUGAUACCUUGUUCGUGUACCAAAAGGGUGAGACCACGAAUUCUGAUCUGGGGCCCCUCUGGGAGCUUCUAGGUAGUACCGCUUCUGCAGAUUAUCCACUCGCACUAGAAGUUGAACAAAGCCACUCCAAUGGAGUGAAGUUUUCAAUAGUCUCGAAAGGAUCGCUUAUGACAAGAGAGAUGUCCUUGGAGCUACUGGAGCGUCUUGAUGGACAGAUGCGGUGCAUUGCAGACAACCCAUCCUGCAAACCAUCUGCUAUAUCCACUCUAGAAAAAGAGUCCGCCUCCAAUGCGACUAAUAUCGACAGCCUCCCUAAUCAAGACCAUUCCGCUUGGGGAAUAGAAGCAAAUAUCCUACGCCAAACAAUAGCGGCUCUUGCCGAGGCCAGCGAAUCCAAUGUCACUAUGGACUCUUCUCUAUUCGAACUAGGAUUGGAUAGUAUUGACGCCAUCAAGCUAUCCUCACGGCUUCGUCGAUAUGGAAUGAAAAUCUCAGUAAGCAACAUUAUGCGAAAUCCAACCAUCCGGAAGUUGGAGCUGUUUCUCCGCGGAUCUUCAACCCAGCCAAAGGGAUUAGUCGGGGAAGAGCUACUCCCCAAGUUCACAGAGCGCAUACAAAAGGCGUGGAAGUCUCUGAGACAUGACGAGAUUGAGGCAAUUUACCCAACCACACCACUUCAGGAAGCCAUGAUAGCCGAAACCCUAGCUUCAGACUACCAAUUGUAUUUCAACCAUGAUGUCUUGGAGCUAGAGGACUGGGUCAACACUAGUGAUCUCCGACGAGCCUGGGCUGCGGUGGUCGAACGGUCCGAAAUUCUAAGAACAAGCUUCUUCAGCGCAUCUGAUCUAUUCCCAGAAUCACCGUGCACCUUUGGCCAACUAGUUCACAAGCGGUCAAAAUUCCACUGGGGUGAAGUAACCGUGGCCAAGAAUGACGAUCUCCACGCCGCUUUCAAGAAGGUCAUGCAGGAAGCUACCGAGAAGGUUGACAUGCUCAAAGAGCCUCCUUUCAGAGUUGCGAUCGUGCACAGCCCCAAGACUAGACAUUUCAUACUUUCUAUAUCUCAUGCUCUCUAUGACGGGUGGUCUAUUGCAUUACUGCAUGAGGACGUACAGAGGGCAUACCAUGAUUCACCAACUCAGAGACCAUCUUGUCGUUUACUAUUGGAAAAUGUUUAUGGCGAGGACCAGAAACAGGCCGAAAUAUUCUGGAAACAAAUUCUCGCAGGCGCCUCUCCCUCAAGCCUCCGAGCCUUACCAACAAAAAUAGAAAAACCAAAGCUUUACAGGCGAGAACAAAACUCAUCUAUGCCGUUCUCAGCAAUUCAAUCAUUCUGUAAGCACGCAGGCGUCACUAUUCAAUCGCUCGGACAAUUGUGCUGGGCCCUUCUCUUGGCUCAUCACUUGGGUGAACCAGACGUUAUGUUUGGGACUGUUCUUUCGGGAAGAGACCUUGAUUCUGCGGAUGAGAUUAUGUUUCCGGCAAUGAAUACAGUCCCUAUCCGGGCGAUUGUCCACGGGACAUACAAAGAGAUGUUACAGCAUAUGCAGGACAAUUCUGCAAAUGUUAUCAAGUACCAGCAUACCCCUCUUCGGAAAAUUCAAAAACUUGUCAAUAGUAAUGGACAGCGCCUUUUCGAUACCUUAUUCAUAUACCAGCGCUGUCGCAAGGGGUCAGUAGACAAGCAGAAUGCUCUAUGGCGUUCGGUUGAUAGCACGUCCGAUGUUGAGUAUAACGCUUGUGUUGAAAUGGAACAGGACGGGAACAAUUUGAUAUGGAGGACAGCUUGCAAAUCGACCGCGUUUCGCUUGCAAGACGCACAGUCGCUUCUUCAGAUGUUAGACUCGUUAUUGGUCGAUAUUGUAACCCAUACAAACCAACCUUCCAUCACGUAUCGUGAAAUUGGCCCUACAUUUGGAAACCUCCCAACCUCGACCGCAGACCGCUCAAGUCAGAUAAAAACCCUGAACGGGGUUCGAAUAGAUCUCGGGGGAAAAACUGGAGAAUGGACUUCUCUUGAAAAAACCUUCCGCAAAGUUCUCGCGAAGGUCUCAAACACACCCGAAAGGGAGAUCGGACGAACUCAAACCAUUUUCCAUCUGGGUCUCGACUCUAUAAGCGCUAUUUCUCUCUCGUCGGAAUUGAGGAAGAACUUGAUCUUCUUGGGUGUUGCCGAAAUCCUUAGCGCUGCAACAAUCGAGCGUAUGGCAGCGUCCGUUUGCGCCAUGAAUAGCCAAGGACCACCGCCGGCGAAUCCCUUGGAUAGCAGAAGUAUUAUCUCUAAGGCUUGUGAAAAUCUCGAGUACAUGAAAGUUCCGGAGAGUGUCAAGAACCACAGUGUUGAGUUCACGAUGCCGGCUACUCCCGGUCAACAUUACAUGAUCUCAAGUUGGGUAAACUCGGGCUAUAAACUUUUUAUGCCUACUUUCUCUUUCAAGUGUAGGAGAGUGGAGCCCUCUUGCGUUCUAACUGGAUGGGAGGCGCUCGUUCGACAAGAGCCAAUUCUUCGUACUACUUUUGCCGCUACAAAUAAUACGGAUACAAUCAUUUUCAUCACCAUCCACCAUGCCCUCUAUGAUGGUGUUAGCCUUCCACGCUUGAUUGCUAAAUUCCAAGGAUUCCUCAAUAGGCCGAUUGGCCGACUUCUUACCCCUGAUUCGGAAGGCCCCAAUUUCAUGGACACGGUUGCUUUUAUACAGUCUCGAGAUCUUAGCCACCAACGCACGUUUUGGACUAGAUACCUGAGCGAAUCGUCUUCAACCUGCGCUCCUGAAAAAACUCAUUCCACCAGUCCACCCGAGAAACGAGUUGCACUUUUCCAGCCCAGAGCGCUUUCAAACGUCGCGAGACUGGAGAGAGAAUGUCGUCAACACGUUAUAUUCGGCAUUUACCUUUCCAAUAGACAUCUGCCCGUAGCUGAUCUAGAGACUUUGGCCGCACCCACCCUCAAUAUCGUCCCUAUACGAGUCAGCGCUCCGGGAGAUAAAUCAACUAUAGAGGCGGCUCGCCAAAUCCAAGAUGACCUAAUGACCAUUGGGGACCCGGAAAACUCAGUCAUUUCAUUAUGGCGAAUUAUGGAAUGGACCGGUAUACGGGUCGAUUGCUUCUUCAACUUCCUGAAGCUUCCGGGUAGUUCCACGUGGAACCCUAACGACGAUGGGACAAUAAAUGGGGUAGACAAAAUUAUUUUGGAAGAGUUUACCCCCGAUAACGCCGAGCCCGCUAUCAGACCAGGAGCUCACUUUGAAAGAAACGCGUCCAUGAAGGAUAUUAAGACAAAUGUUGAUGUCGAGGUCGCUGUCCGCGGCGAUCAAGUCGAUGUGGGGAUAUUUUCUACGACUGGGCAUCUUGAGGAGGAGGAUGCGCAAAAGGCAAUUCUCUGGAUGUGCGAUAUAGUGGAAGGGGAAUGGGGAUCUGAAUAGGGAUGGAUUAUAGUGCUUUUGUUUAUUUCUUUUAUUAGUUCUCAUUCCAUCCAAUAAAGUCACCAUAACUUGGGUUUAAAUAUAA
Tuber melanosporum (Perigord truffle) is the source of this 14797-nucleotide messenger RNA. RefSeq lists its product as uncharacterized. Gene Ontology annotation, biological process: amino acid activation for nonribosomal peptide biosynthetic process; secondary metabolite biosynthetic process. Lineage: Eukaryota; Fungi; Ascomycota; Pezizomycetes; Pezizales; Tuberaceae. Gene Ontology annotation, molecular function: phosphopantetheine binding; catalytic activity. The transcript has 32 exons. The record is from RefSeq and is a predicted model, not a curated record. Gene Ontology annotation, cellular component: cytoplasm. Bases 1 to 14712 code for a protein of 4903 amino acids.